Messenger RNA from Argentina anserina (silverweed cinquefoil), 3274 nucleotides. Its product is annotated as autophagy-related protein 18g-like. The record is from RefSeq and is a predicted model, not a curated record. Bases 285 to 3227 code for a protein of 980 amino acids. The transcript is spliced from 8 exons. Lineage: Eukaryota; Viridiplantae; Streptophyta; Magnoliopsida; Rosales; Rosaceae. Gene Ontology annotation, molecular function: protein binding. Gene Ontology annotation, cellular component: cytoplasm. Gene Ontology annotation, biological process: autophagy; response to starvation.
ACAAACUAAUCACACAAAAUCAUUUUUUUUGGGUCAAUAAUCACACAAAAUCAUGAGAAGGAAAACACAAGUAGAAGUUGAAGACGACGAAGAAGAAGAAAACUGAUAGAGAGAGCCCAUAGGGGUGAGUCACACAAACCUUGAAGAGCUUUUUCUCCAAGUCAAACUCGCGAGGACUAUCGUGAUCGCUACUUAAGUCUCCGCUUGCUGUUGCGUCAGCGAAUGGUGUAUCCGAUCGCCGGCGAUCGGAGAUGCUCAUCGGCGGUGGAGAGUGAGAGAGGAGGAUGAAGAAAGGGAAGGGGAGGAACAACGGCGGAGGCUUGUUGCCGAGCUCGCUGAGGAUCAUCUCGUCGUGCCUUAAGACUGUUUCGACGAAUGCCAGCACCGUCGCUUCUACGGUUCGCUCCGCCGGAGCCUCCGUUGCUGCUUCUAUUUCUGCUUCCGAGGAUCACAAGGAUCAGGUGACCUGGGCUGGAUUUGACAGGCUAGAGCUUAAUCACACUGCCUUCAGACGCGUUCUGUUGCUUGGUUAUCUGAAUGGAUUUCAAGUUUUUGAUGUCGAGGAUGCCUCUAACUACAGUGAGCUGGUUUCAAAGCGUGACGGCCCGGUCACAUUCUUACAGAUGCAGCCCUAUCCGGCAGCAUCUGAUGAGGAGGAGGGAUUUAGAACUUCUCAUCCUUUGUUGUUGGUAGUUGCUGGAGAUGACACCAUUGGUUCUGGCACUGUUCAGAAUCAUAGCAACUUGGGAGGCUUAGGAAGAGAUGGUCAUGUCGAGUCUCGGCCAGGAAACCCUGUCAGCUCUCCAACAGCUGUUCGGUUUUACUCGCUGAGGUCCCACAGUUAUGUGCAUGUUCUGAGAUUUCGGUCUGCUGUCUGUAUGAUUAGAUGCAGUCCUCGGAUAGUGGCUGUUGGUCUUGCAAGUCAAAUAUACUGCUUUGACGCGCUCACCCUCGAAAAUAAAUUCAGUGUUCUUACCUAUCCUGUUCCUCAGCUAGCAGGACAAGGAUCCUCUGGGUUUAAUGUAGGUUACGGCCCAAUGGCUGUGGGUCCUAGGUGGCUAGCUUAUGCUUCCAAUAGCCCACUCAUGUCAAACACAAGUCGCUUAGGCCCCCAUAAUCUUUCUCCUUCUCCAGGAGUUAGUCCAUCUACAUCACCUGGGAAUGGUGGUUACAUGGCUCGAUAUGCAAUGGAAUCUAGUAAACAGUUGGCUGCUGGAAUUAUCAACUUGGGUGACGUGGGAUGCAAAACCUUGUACAAAUACUGUCAAGAGCUCCUCCCAGAUGGGUCUAGUUCUCCAGUAUCAUCAAAUUCAGGCUGGAAAGUUAGCAGGCUUGCCGGAACAGAAAUGGAUAAUGCUGGGAUGGUUGUUGUCAAAGACUUUGUCACCCAAGCUGUUAUAUCGCAGUUUAAAGCUCAUACUAGUCCAAUAUCUGCACUGUGUUUCGACCCAAGUGGGACCCUUCUUGUCACUGCCUCAAUAUAUGGAAAUAACAUAAAUAUUUUCCGGAUAAUGCCUACAUGCAAACGCAAUGGAUCAGGCAUUCAGAACAUGAAUUGGAGCUCGUCUCAUGUUCAUCUAUACAAACUGCAUCGUGGGAUAACAUCAGCUUUGAUCCAGGACAUUUGCUUCAGUCAUUAUUCUCAAUGGGUUGCAAUUGUUUCUUCCAAGGGGACCUGCCAUGUUUUUGUUUUAUCCCCUUUUGGUGGUGAUACCGGAUUUCAAAUUCAACAUUCUCAGGGCGAAGAACCCACACUUUGUCCAGUUUUAUCUCUUCCUUGGUGGUCUACUUCUUCUUGCAUCACGAGUCAACAAUCUUCUCAUCCACCAACGCCUGUUGCUCUUUCAGUUGUGAGCAGAAUAAAGUACAGUAGUUUUGGAUGGCUUAGCACAGUCAACAAUGUUUCUGGUUCUGCAACAGGAAAGGUAUUUGUACCAUCUGGUGCUGUUGCUGCUGUUUUUCAUAAUUCCCUUUCUCAAAGUGUUCAGCACGGUAACUCAAGGGCUGGUACCUUGGAGCAUCUAUUAGUUUAUACUCCAUCAGGUCAUGUUGUUCAACAUGAACUUCAGCCAAGAGUCGGAGCAGAAGAAAGUCAUAGUGGUCUUAAUACCCAGACAACUACAAACAUGCACAUGCAGGAGGAAGACCUGAGAGUCAAAGUUGAACCUAUACAAUGGUGGGAUGUAUGCAGGCGUUCAGAGUGGCCAGAAAGAGAGGACUGUGUUUUAGGAAUUAACUCUGAUGGUCAAGAUGCGGCUGAAACAAUUCGGAGUAAAUCAGGUUCUGAUGGUACUUAUGCAAUGGAGUUUCUUGGCUUAAAUGGGGGAGUGGAGGGGAAAAGGACCCUGGAAACUCAUUGGUCCAGGAACAUUUCUAAUGCAGAGGUGCAAAUAAGUUCUUUCAGAUUACCAAUAUGGCAAAAGUCUAAGAUUUGCUUUUAUACAAUGGAGUAUCAAAGAGUUAAUAGUUUUUCGGGUGGAGAGUUUGAAGUUGAAAAAGUCCCUGUUCAUGAAAUUGAAAUGAGACAGAAGGAAUUGUUACCUGUUUUUCACCAAUUCCAUAGCAUCAAAUCAAGCUGGAAUGAUAGAAUCGUAGACGGGAAAUAUUCAAAUCAAUCUUCGUCAGAAUCUCAUCAAGCUGAAGGCAAGAUCUUGGAACAGACUGUUAUUUGUCACUCAAACCCUGCAUCACUUAGCUCCACAGAAAGCUCAGAAGGGGGUUCGUCAAGAAGAAUUGAGCAUUCACUAGAUUUCGAUCAGAUGAACAAUGAUCUUCCCCGCUCUCCCAUUUUUCAGACUUUAAAUUGCCCGGAAAGAAGAGCGAAUGCUAUUCUUGAGUCUUCAUUUCAAAACCAUUCAUCUCUUGUUGGUUCUCAAGUCGGGAGUUGUGCUGUUUUAGAAAGUAAGCUUCUCCCGGUCGGAAGUUUGUGUAAUGAAGAAGGCCUAUUGGUGAAUACAAUUGGGAUGAGUGAGGGCUCGGAUUUAUACAUGGAUCAACAUGCUUCAAGUACUGUUGUGAUGACAGAGGAAGAGUCGAAUCUGCAGCGCCCAAUAGAUCUCUCGCAGUUUUUUCAGGAGGAGCAUUGUAAGGCAUUGGAGCAGAAUGGAUGCCUCUCUGAAGUCAUAACCGAUGAUAGCGAUGGUAGUCAAUGCGAUAAGGUGAAACCUGAUGAUGAGGAAAAUAGCGAAAUGCUUGGAGGCAUGUUUGCCUUUUCUGAUGAAGGUUGAAAUCUGAAACUCUUCAUGCCAAUUACAUCAAUAAUUUCUUCACAGUA